Molecule: messenger RNA, 2757 nt
Organism: Peromyscus californicus insignis
Lineage: Eukaryota; Metazoa; Chordata; Mammalia; Rodentia; Cricetidae
Gene: Mefv
Product: MEFV innate immunity regulator, pyrin
Molecular function (GO): zinc ion binding
Source: RefSeq, a predicted model, not a curated record
AUGUUGGUAUCCAGGGGCCACACUGUCACUGGGGCUCUGCCCAUCUGGGUGGCCUUUGCUGUCACCUGGGACCAUGGUAACAUCCAGACCCAGGUUGCUACCAAGGACCAUGUCUGGGUCAAUGGUCGUACUCCAGCUAGGCACCAUGGCCCAAUAACCCUUGGUGACCAUCUGCUAAACACUCUGGAGGAGCUGCUGCCCUAUGACUUCGAGAAGUUCAAGUUCAAGCUGCAGAACACCAGCCUGGAGAAGGGCCACUCCCGGAUCCCCCGGGGUCAUCUGCAGAUGGCCAGGCCAGUUAAGCUGGCCAGCCUGCUGCUCGCCUACUAUGGGGAGAAGUACGCUGUAAGACUGACCAUGCAGAUCCUGAGGGCCACCAACCAGCGUCUACUAGCAGAGGAGCUUCGUAAGGCCACAGGGCCAGAACAUUUAACUGAAGAAAAUAGAAUUGGUGGUCCUGUCCAGUCUUCUGGAGAGAAUAAGCCCAAGAGUGUGAAAGUACCAGAGGUCCUGGAAGGUGACGGGACAAGGCAGAGUGGUGAUGGAUCAGAUGGCCUGCCACCCAGCCAGUCUGAAGUGGAGAAGGGGUCCCAGAAGAAGUCUCUGGUCAAAAGGAGGGAUCCAAGGGGCCCUGAGAGCCUGGACUCACAGACCAAGCCAUGGGCCAGGGGCACAGCACCACCCUACAGAAGAAGCCUGGUCACCACCCAGUCCCCAGGGACAAGGGAGAGCAGGGCAAAUGCCCAGCUCCGCAGGAAUGCCAGCUCUGCGGGAAGGCUGCAGGGACUCUGCAACAAUGUCCCGGGUAAGAGAGAUUGCAAGAAAGCUGAAGCAUAUCUGCCCUCAGGAAAGCAGCGACCCAAAAGUCUUGAAAUUACCACGUAUUCAAGCCAAGGAGAGCCCCCAAAUUCAGAAGCUCUUCUGACUCCCGAGGAAACAAUGAAUGGGAAGCCACACUUGGCCCCUACUUCCAUGAGAAUAGCUGUCCUGAAUGAAGGGCCUACUGGGGCUCUAGAAAAGGGUUCAGGGAAUCCAGAACUUUCCAUGGUCCCCAGUGAAGAAACAUUCAGGAACACGCCUUCCAAAACAUCGUCGAUUGGUGAGGAGAAAAGCACUACAUCCUGGGAGGAAAAUGAAACUGGGAGUCCAGAGGCCCCUGCGAGCUUGGGGAAGAUGGCGGUCAGCACGUGCUGUGAGCCCUGCGAUCCAGAAGAGCCUUUGCCACUAUGUGAAAAACCAGCCCAAACCCCAGAAGACCCAGCAUCCUUAGUAUCGACAGCUUGUAAAGGAAGGUCACAGGACAAGGCUGCGUGUCCUCUUUGCCACACCCAGGAAGGAGACCUGCAUGGUGGUACCUGUGUGCAAAGUUCCUGCAGCUGCUCUAUUGCUCCCGGGGAUCCCAAGGCCCCAGGCAGAUGCUCACCCAUAUGCUCCCAGUGCCAAGGUUCACUUGCAGGAAAGAGCUGUGGAGACCAGAGCCCCCAGCCCCUACCACAGUGCCCACGUCACAUGAAGCAGGUGCAGCUGCUCUUCUGUGAGGACCACAAGGAGCCCAUAUGCCUCAUCUGCAGGCUGAGUCAGGAGCAUCAAGGUCAUCGAGUGCGUCCCAUAGAGGAGGCUGCACUGGAGUAUAAAGAGCAAAUCCAGGAGCAGCUGGAGCGUCUGAGGGAGCUGAGGGGAUGUGUGGAGAGAUACAGACUACAGAGAGAUAAGAAGACAGAGAACUUCCUGAAACAAACAGAAACCCAGCAGCAGAAUAUUUCAUGUCAGUUUGAGAAGCUGUACCAAUUCCUGGAGCAGCAAGAGCAGCUCUUUGUGACCUGGCUACAGGAGCUAGGCCAGACCAUUGGCAAGCUCCGAGAGACAUAUGACACCCAAAUUUCCCGAGACAUUGCCCUCCUGGAUGAACUUAUUGGAGAACUAGAGGCCAAGCAAGACCAGCCAGAGUGGAAGCUCAUGCAGGACAUUGGAGUCAUGUUGCACAGGGCCAAGAUGGUGACUGUCUCUGAGCCACUGGUCACUCUUCCAGAUGUCAGAGAAAAGAUCCACCUGCUCUACCAGAAAUCAAAGUUUGUGGAAAAGAGUAUGCAGUACUUCUCAGAAACACUGCGCUCUGAAAUGGAAACAUUCAGUGCUGUGGAUGAGGCAAAAUGGGGAGAGCGUUGGCCUAGCACACCACAGGCCCAGGGUUUGAUUCCCAACACUUACCUAAAAUGGGAUGGUGGAAACACACAGGACCAUGAUAUAGCACUUUAUCCAGAAGUAGAAGCUGGAGGAUCAGAACCUCAGGAUUACCUUCAGCCUCAACAAGCUCAAGGCACGCCUGAGCUACAUGAGACCCUUUCUCAGAACAACAAACGAAAACUUAGAUCUUUCCUGAAAUGGAAGCCUUCAUUUUCCAGAACUGACUGGUGCUCAGGAACAUGCUGUUUCCGGAAUUCUGAUCCAGCAACUGCUCACCCCAACCUCAACUUCUCUGACAUGAAGAGUGUGAGAUUUGGAAACAAAACAUACCUACUGCCUGACAGUCCCCGAAGAUUCUAAAGUUACAUCAUCACCCUUGAUACUCCUAGCCUUGACUCCAGCUGCCAUCACUGGGAGGUGGAAUUUGGGAGUGUGCAAAACUUCCACACCGGAAGUGCCUCACCGAAAGUGGUCCCACAGAAGCGGAAACAUCCGGCCUCCCAGAAGGAACUAGUUUUCAAUGUCCUCUCAGCGGAAGGCGGCAAGUUCCAAAAGGUUGCUGACAGUCUUUGA